AUGGAAAGGCCUUUCCCCCCCAAGUUCAAACAACCCAACCUGAAGUCUUUUGACGGGAGAGGGGCCCCUAGGCAGCAUAUUUGUAAUUUUAAGGCAUUUACUGGGGGCAUUGCCGGAAACGACGCUUUGAUGAUACGUCUUUUCGUAAGCACCCUCUGCGAGACUGCAUUCGAUUGGUAUGCCAGGUUGCCUGCUGGAACCAUAAACUCGUGGGCGGAUGAGGACGAAAAAUCCACCACAGGCCAGCUGUGUGCCACUAAGCAAGCGCACAAUGAUUCAGUCGAUUCCUUGGAUGGAGAGCCCACGCCUGAAGCUGGUGUGGGCUUGAAGCUUAAAACACUGGGGGAGCUCUUAGCCAUUGCCACGGAAACAGAGGCUGCCCUCAAAGAUCAUGAAAAAGAGAAGGGUGGUCGUAGAUCAGAAGAGGCGAGUCUUCUAAAACAAAAAAUAAAGAAUCAAUGGCGAUACAAAUCGCUGGACAGGAAAAAGCCCAACGCCCCUGCGCAAAAGAACGAAAACGGGGAUGAAAAGAAGCAGGCAAAGAAAAUCUCUCUCAAAGAACGACUCUCUAAAGUUGGGGAUUUCGAUGAAAGCAAGGUAGACGCCAUCUUUUGA
Prunus armeniaca (apricot) is the source of this 615-nucleotide messenger RNA. NCBI's taxonomy places the organism in Eukaryota, Viridiplantae, Streptophyta, Magnoliopsida, Rosales, Rosaceae. The record is from the annotation of a GenBank genome assembly.